Aspergillus tanneri is the source of this 2442-nucleotide messenger RNA. Its product is annotated as FTFMHR domain-containing protein. Lineage: Eukaryota; Fungi; Ascomycota; Eurotiomycetes; Eurotiales; Aspergillaceae. Gene Ontology annotation, molecular function: zinc ion binding; RNA polymerase II cis-regulatory region sequence-specific DNA binding; DNA-binding transcription factor activity, RNA polymerase II-specific. Gene Ontology annotation, cellular component: chromatin. The transcript is spliced from 8 exons. The coding region runs from base 1 to 2442 and encodes 813 amino acids. The record is from RefSeq and is a predicted model, not a curated record. Gene Ontology annotation, biological process: DNA-templated transcription; regulation of transcription by RNA polymerase II.
AUGGUCAUGAAAAGGUGUACCAUCUGUGACCGGCGGUUUAAGAAGACGGAGCAUUUCAAACGCCAUGAAAGGUCGCACACGAAGGAAAAGCCCUACGAGUGUAAUGUCUGUCAUAAACGGUUCUCGCGAAGCGAUGUUUUGAGUCGCCAUGCCAAAGGUCACAAUGGUGCGACAGCGUCUGCACCACCUGGAGCUAAGGAUGGCCAGCCUGUGACGACAGUCGACCCAGCUUCCAUUCGUCGACCGUCCGCCCUCUCCAAUGAUAAUCCACCCUAUUUAAAUGGCACGAGAGCUACCGAAUUGACACAACAAACUCCGGUGAUACCCCAUGACAUGCCUUCCUCAACAACCGGCCUCCCACCAACGUCUUUAGACUUUCUGGCAACCGUUUCUGCACGUCACGCGCGCCCCGAACCCGAAGUUAGCUCCAUGACGAUGGGGGACCAACGGACGUACUUUGGAUGGAAUGAGGUGGCUGCAACCGAUUCGCCGGCUUACAGAGGGUCCUUACUUGGCGCUAGUCCGAACGAAAUGACGCAAUUCUGGUUCGAGCCUCAAGCCGACGUGGGCUUGCACAACGGCUCACCGAGUCUAAUGGCGGAUUCUAGCCUUGGCAUGCUUGGGGAGCAUGUGGAGGCUUCUCCAGAGCGACCAGAUAGAGCCUCGGCAGACAGUCUUGGAGUCAAGUCCGUAGAGGGUAUCAUGAGUGAACGAUUUGCCAAUCUUCAGAGAUAUUGGUUGCGACCUUCGAACCAUAAUGGGCGUCUCAUAAACAAUCUAUGGGGGGAGGUAGCCAACGUCGACUUGGACAACAUUUUUACCCUGUAUCCUGUGUUGGGAGUGGACAGCACGUCAGGCAUUCUUCAAGAAUCCCGGUAUGGUCUGGACGAGGAAUGUCGGCAGCAUCUACUGGCGGAAUUUGGAAAUGUUCGACUUGACAAUUCACAUAUCCAUCCGGUAGAACAUGGGGCUGUCGCCCUACCUAAUUUCCCCCCCGCUGAAAUUCUAGAUAUGGCGCUGGACAUGUACUUUCGAAAUUUCCACCCGAUUGUGCCGUUUGUUCAUCUGCCUACAUUUUCUGCUAGGAAUUCUCGUGCUUCUGUGCUGUAUACCAUGUGCUUGAUUGGAAUGGUAAUGCUAGGGACGAAAGGGACCACUUACUUUGUUUCUAAGAACUUUUCAUAUGUGCUCGAGAAACUUACUGGUGAGCUCGCCAAGUGCUCUUUGGGGACCGAGUCCGCAGAGAACACCAUGUCUAUAUUUGCUGCUGUUUUCCUCUUCCUGCAUCUCGCGGCCAUGGCUGGGGAAAAAGAGCACUUGGAAAAGUGUCAGAUGCUCUACAUCAGUCUCAUAUCUAUUGCCCAGCGGCAUGGGCUUUUCACAGCGACAGAAGGCCAAAUACUAGAUUUGAGCUUCUUUGAAGCGAUUCUAGAGGCUGAUAUGAAAUGGAAGACUAAUAUCUGGACUUUUGCUUUUGGACUCCUGAUCAUUCUACCGUGCAACGAAGGUCUUUUCCAGGCCAACAAUGCUGCGAGAUGGAUGCAGCUGAUCCACAGCGGCAUGCAUAUCCUGAUGCCCACCGUGGUGGCGCCAUCCGAGAAUGUCAAUAUUCCAGACCUGGAAAGCCCCGUUGAUAGCUUCGGCAUGCAUUUGCUAUUGGCUAUGGUUCAACUCCGGCUGUCAGAAGCCUAUCAUAGACUAUUGUCGAACCGAGCCAGCUACCCAUUUGCUCCUUGCCAUACGUAUGCGAUGGACGGCCGUGCGCGCUGCUUGCCCUCUCUUCAAUUGCAAAUCGCUAGCAAAUAUGCAGACGUUCUAUCGCAAUUGGAUCCGAAUGCAGCUGUCAUGUGGCACAACAUGUGCAUGACACUCACGGCCGAUACACAGAUAUUUGACCUGGCCGCCGGACGGGCUGGUCCUGGCCCAGUGCAAAAAGCACUGGAUGAUAUCGCCGCGUGGUCUCAGACGCCUGCAGCACGAAGGGCAUGCUUACAUGCUGCCCACAUUUACAAAGCCAUGGUCAACCGCAAAGCGUCUGAUCAAAUUAUGUCCCACUCCGUGUUCUCAAUUUUCUCUGCUGCAAUAGUAUUGGGGCUGUACGUAUUCGUGGUGCCAAAUACUACGGAGGGAAUGGGGCAGGGUGCCUACCUCGAGCUUCUCGACGAUAUAAAUUGGCAGGCUGUUGGUACCGAAGGAUUUACCAGCUUCAUGGAACCCGUUGGCAUACAGUCAUCCACGCCGUCCGCGGAUCCGGCAGUAAACUUCAUCCGAAAUGGCGGCGUUGUGUAUCUCCGUGGGGAGCCAUUCCAAGGGGGAUGUCAGUCCGCCCGACGCAUUCUCCAGGACUACGUGGGUCUACUCAAAGAUGCUGGAAAAUGGAGCGAGCACAAGUUUUCGUACGUCCUUCAUACUAUGAGUGAUAUGCUCCUAUAUAUGGAAUGA